GACCUACCAGACGGAAGCGGAAGUGUCGGUGGCGCGCGAGUAGGAAGUGGUGAUUCCUGGAAUAGAGAUGGCCGAGCUUGCUCCGCUGCCCCCACUACCCCCCCAGUUUAAGAGCAUACAGCAUCAUCUGAGGACGGCUCAGGAACAUGACAAGCGGGACCCUGUGGUGGCUUAUUACUGUCGUUUAUAUGCAAUGCAAACUGGAAUGAAGAUUGAUAGUAAAACUCCUGACUGUCGUAAAUUUUUAUCAAAGCUAAUGGAUCAGUUAGAAGCUCUUAAGAAACACUUGAGUGAUAAUGAAGCUAUUACUCAAGAAAUAGUUGGUUGUGCCCAUUUGGAGAAUUAUGCUUUGAAAAUGUUUUUGUAUGCAGAUAAUGAAGACCGUGCUGGACGAUUUCACAAAAACAUGAUCAAGUCCUUCUAUACUGCAAGUCUUUUAAUAGAUGUCAUAACAGUGUUUGGAGAACUCACUGAUGAAAAUGUGAAACACAGGAAGUAUGCAAGGUGGAAGGCAACAUAUAUCCAUAAUUGUUUAAAGAAUGGAGAGACUCCUCAAGCAGGGCCUGUUGGAAUUGAAGAAGAUAAUGAUGUUGAAGAAAAUGAAGAUACUGGAGCAACAUCCCUGCCAACUCAGCCGCCUCAGCCGUCAUCUUCGACUUACGACCCAGGCAACAUGCCAUCCAGCAGCUUCUCUGGCAUACAGAUUCCUCCCGGCGCGCACGCUCCAGCUAACACACCAGCGGAAGUGCCUCACAGCGCAGGGGAUAUCCGUCUAACACCCGAGGACUUUGCUAGAGCCCAGAAAUACUGCAAAUAUGCUGGAAGUGCUUUGCAAUAUGAAGAUGUCAGCACUGCUGUGCAGAAUCUACAGAAGGCCCUCAAGUUACUAACUACAGGCAGAGAAUGAAGCCUUUGUACAGUAGAUCCAUGCAUUUUUGGCUUAAAGAACUAACAGUCCAUUACUCUGUCUUCAGCCUAUCAGGAGCACAGUUUUAAGGAAGACUUCAGUUGCAUUGACUAUAACAAUGAAAUCUGUGUCUGUGUAUCAGAUUCCUGUUGAAGCAUUCAGCAGCAGCCUCAACCAGUUUUCAUUGUCCAUUUAGUGGAUCCAGUAAUCUCCGGGUGUACAGGGCUGAUGUGAGCAAAAUCCUAAAAAUGCCCAUUGAAUCCUGCUUCAGGAAAUGAAAACACACUUCUAUAAAAUGUAUUGGGGUUCGCAUUGUAUCUUAAUAUACAUAAAUUAGGGAUUUUUUAAUCAUAAUUUGGACACACAGACUAUAUUAUUUUGCUAUAAAAUUCUAAAUUUAACUUUUAAUAAAAAUUGCCAGAAUAUGCUAGAUUAGAGAUCAUGUUUUUGUUUUCCUCUGGAUUUAUAAAACAAAUAUGAACAUCCUAAACUGUUCGAUAAAUCCGAAAGGGAUUAUGUUCAAAAUUAAAUUUAUGUUCAUGUUUAAUAUCACUACAUUAAAAGUUAAAAUCUUUAUGGAAGAAAAUACAAGGUAAAGAGGUGGAAUCACUCUUAGAUUUAAGAAUAAUGUUGGUUUCCCAACUGCUUUCCCUUCUCCAUUGAAGCUUAAAGUGAAUUGGUAUUUAUUCAUAAGCAGUUUGACUGCAUGUACUAGGGAAUGAAAAAAAGACAUUUGUAGUAAUGCCUGGAAAUUUGGUGCUUAAAGUUAAGGUUCUCCUCUGCUGCUAUGGAAUGGAUUCCAUACAGUGUAUAGCUAGGAGCGAUGCAGAAGAUUAUAAGAAUUUAGACUCUCAGUUGUUAAAUUUCUAAGUUUUGUGGGAGAUUAUGGACUUACUGUGUGUCACCUGCAUUUGUGCUGUGUAAAAAAUAAAUAAAAGGAUUCUUUUAACUUGUUCAGCUUAUUACAGAGCCAGAUGUGUUUUAAUUUGCAUGCUAGAGUUUGUCAUUAUUGAAGUCAUUAUGUUUAUAUAGGAAUAUGGAUAUUUCUAUAGUAAAAAAACAGUUUUUAAAAGGAAAGAGGUAAAUUUGCCAAAUUUACCUGAAAUUUAUCUGGUCCAUUUCGUUCAUCCCAUUGAGAUUGGAGUCAUUUAACAUAGGGGUCCACAAACUAUGUAUAGUCAGUGGGCAGACCACCUGUUGUGUAAAUAAAGUUUUAUUGAAAAAAACC
Messenger RNA from Leptonychotes weddellii (Weddell seal), 2135 nucleotides. Lineage: Eukaryota; Metazoa; Chordata; Mammalia; Carnivora; Phocidae. The record is from RefSeq and is a predicted model, not a curated record.